Messenger RNA from Lucilia sericata (common green bottle fly), 7417 nucleotides. Its product is annotated as HEAT repeat-containing protein 5B. Gene Ontology annotation, cellular component: membrane; endocytic vesicle; Golgi apparatus. The record is from RefSeq and is a predicted model, not a curated record. Gene Ontology annotation, biological process: intracellular protein localization; retrograde transport, endosome to Golgi; endocytosis. NCBI's taxonomy places the organism in Eukaryota, Metazoa, Arthropoda, Insecta, Diptera, Calliphoridae. The coding region runs from base 404 to 6985 and encodes 2193 amino acids. The transcript has 10 exons.
UGUCGGUGCGCGAGUAAAUACCGCAUCUAAUAUUUGAAUAAAUUCUUAAAAAGAUGAAAGAAAUAAAAAAAGAAAUUUACCAGUGUAGUAUAUAAUGUGUAGAGUAGUGUAUAUAUAAGAUUAACGCAUUUUUAAUGAUUUAUUUCAAAUAUAAAAUCAUUUAUGUUUGUUUAUACACAACAACACAUUUCUCUUUAAUUAAAAUGAAUAAUUCCAAUGAAUGAAAAUAAACUUUAUUAAUUUUACAAUAUAAAUUAUUGAUUUAUUCUUUAUUGUUUCUUAAACAAACUAAUAAAAAAAUAUAUAACGUACGUAAGAACAAAAAAUAAAAAAAAAAUAAUAUAUCUACUUGCAACCUUGAACUAUUGCAAUAUACACAUCACACACUACAAGUACUGCGAUAAUGGAAAAUUUGGAAACAUACAUUUUAACCACUACCCCACACUUUUUGCGUAAAGCAAUUGGUGAGGCCAGGAGAUCAUUUAUACGCUCAGACUCAGAUCAAAAAAACAACAGUGCCGCCGCUGAAAUAACACAUUUCGAUGAUAGUAUGGAGCUGGCAUAUAGUUUAACUUUAAAUGAAGAUGCCCUUAAGCAGUUACCCGAGCCAAAACGUUCUGUUUUCAUAUUCGAAUGGUUGGGUUAUUUGGAGAAGACCUUACUUGUUAUCGAUCGCAAUGAGAUAAAGAAUCAUCAAAAGAAACUAGUGCAGCAGUUGACAGCACAAAUAAAUGGCUCUCCCGGACCGCCAACACGAAAAUUAUUGGCCAGUUGUUUGGCCACAUUGUUUUCGGUGGGCGAUACUUUCAUGUUAUUUGACACGGCCAAUGUGUGUAAUGAUAUUUUGAAAAAUAAAGAUGAUUCACCCAGUUAUUUGCCGACCAAGUUGGCUGCUAUUUGCGUUCUGGGUUCUAUGUAUGAAAAACUGGGACGUAUGAUGGGCCGUUCCUAUGAGGAGACUGUGAAUUUGCUUUUAAGAACUUUGCGUAAUGCCGAAUCCCAGGCUCGCAUUGAAAUUAUGAUUACUUUGGAAAAGGUUUGUGCUGGCAUGGGUACAGCUAUAGCUAAUGUCCACAAAGAUAUUUACAAGGCCACUAAACAUGGCUUAACUGAUCGUGUUAUGGCCGUAAGAGUAGCAGCUGCUAAAUGUAUUCUAGAAAUGAUACAACAUGCUCCAUUUCUUUAUCAAACUGAACUAGAAAGUUUGCCGGCUUUGUGUUUUCGUGCUUUUGAUGGCAGUAGCUAUGAAGUGCGUUGUUCCGUGGCAAAAUUACUAGGCACUUUAUUGGCGUUUACCCAACAACAACAGAAUGAGGCAAACAAUAAGAAGUUGUCGGUGCAGCCAACACAAUCAAAAUCUACCGCUAGACAGGUUUCUUUAGACGAAACCCUGAGCAUACUUAUGUCAGGUUUUCUACGAGGUGGCGGUUCAUUUCUCAAAGGUACUGGAGAAAUCAUUAAAGGCAGUUCUAGUGUAAAUCGCGAGAUCCGUGUAGGUGUAACACACGCUUAUGUGGUGUUUGUGGAUUACAUGGGCAGUGUAUGGUUAGAGCGUAAUCUGUCUACCUUCCUUUCUCAUGUAUUGGAUCUAGUGGCCAAUCCCAAAGCGGCCUCAUCACAUGUUGAUGCCGUCUAUUCUCGCAAGUGUAUAAAUUUUAUACUUAGAUCCGUGCUGGGCAAAAUGCUGGGUGAAAAGGCCCAAACCUCAGCCUGUAAGGAACUGGUCUAUAUGAUUGCCAAGCAAAUGAAUUCAAUAGAUUUUAAUCCGGAAAAUGCCAAGGAUUCGAAUCAAGAAACUCUUUUCAGUCAACACUUUUUAGUAUGUGCACUACAGGAAUUGGGCUCUUUAGUAUUGGGUUUAGGUACAACAGCUCAAAAUCUUUUGGCUGACCAAACACUGAAUGCUAUAGAUACCACUUGCGCUGUAUUGGUACAUCCAAGUGCAGCAGCAAGAUUGGCCGCUGCAUGGUGUUUACGCUGCUUUUGUGUGGCUGUGCCAAGCCUAAUAACGCCUCUAAUCGAUCGUUUUGUUGAGGCUCUAGAGCAAAUGCGCUCAUCUCCGGAAGCCGUAUCGGGUUACAGUUGCGCUUUAGCGGCUAUUUUGGGAAGUGUACGUUACUCUCCUUUAGGUAUACCACAUACCAAAGGUAAAGUUGUAUUCAAUGCAGCAGAAGAAUUACUACGUUCAGCUUCUCAAAACAGUCGCAUGUCGUUAAAUCGUACCCAAGCCGGUUGGCUGCUGAUUGGAUCGAUAAUGACUCUGGGUUCACCGGUAGUAAAGGGUUUGUUACCAAGAUUACUGCUAUUAUGGCGUCAUUCCUUCCCUCGCUCCAACAAAGAAUUGGAAUCGGAAAAAGCUCGUGGAGAUUCAUUUACCUGGCAGGUUACGCUUGAGGGACGUGCUGGGGCUUUAUCGGUAAUGCAAAGUUUUUUGGUAAACUGUCCCGAACUUGUAACGGAAGAUAUUACAAAACGUCUUUUAACACCUAUUGAAAGUGCUUUGGCUAUGUUGGUAAACUUAUCUUCUGUUUUGAAAAGCUAUGGUACACAAUUAAAAGCACCCGCCGCCAUGGUACGCCUACGUCUUUAUGAAACUCUAUCUCAACUACCAUCUAAUGCUUUAGAAGCUUCUUAUACUCAUCUCUUGCGUAUGCUUAUAUCUGAAUUUACUUUGGCUGAAAAUCCAGCAAACACCACAAACUCUUUGCUUCGAAGCCUUUGCCAUGCUGAUGACUCUGUUAUAUUGGGAACCUGGUUGCAAGAAACCGAUCAUCGCAUUAUAGAAGAUCAGAUGGAACCAAAUCGUAGAUGGGAUGGUGAUCACCUUCAACCAAAUAGUGCCGCCGGCUCAGGUGCUUUAGAACAUGAUCCCUGUUGUUUAUACAGAAUUUCGGGAAAUUCAUCGAAUGCCACUGUUAAUGGAGCCUACGGUUAUAAGGCCGAUCAAUGUCCUGGACCUUUACCACUUGGUGUGGCCAUCAUAGAUAUGUCAAUAACAUUGUUUGGUGUUAUAUUCCCCAAAGUGGCCAAUAAACAUCGUUUACAAAUGUUAGACCAUUUUGGUGAAUGUAUAAGACAGGCCAAGAGCAGUCGCCAAGAAGCAGUGCAAAUGAAUGUGUAUACAGCUUUGCUUUGUGGCUUGAAGGUGCUAACGGAUAAUAAGGCUGGUAUUGGCCAAGAAGAUGUACGCAAAAGUUUUACCAAUCUAGUGACUACUGGUCUAACUAGCUCGAAUUCUAUGCUGAGAUGUGCUUCGGCUGAGGCAUUGGGUCGUUUAGCUCAAGUUGUGGGUGAAUCGAGGUUUACUGCUGAAUUGGCUCAAAAUUCGUUUGAUAAAUUAAAGUCUGCUCGAGAUGUGGUAACACGUACUGGACACUCUUUAUCGUUGGGCUGUUUACAUCGCUAUGUUGGUGGUAUGGGCUCGUCUCAGCAUUUAAAUACUAGUGUUUCCAUACUAUUGGCUUUGGCACAAGACAUUUCUUCGCCUGUUGUACAGCUGUGGGCCUUACAUGCUUUGGCUUUAAUUGCUGAUUCCGGAGGACCUAUGUUCCGCAGUUAUGUCGAGGCUACUUUGACAUUGUGUUUAAAACUUUUAUUAAAUGUUCCACAAUCAUAUGUGGAUGUCCAUCAGUGUAUUGGUCGCGUUUUGAAUGCUUUAAUUACAACAAUGGGUCCUGAGCUUCAAGGAAAUGUUGGUGGCGUUGCAAAAAUGCGCAGAUCGUUUAUUUGUGCAGCUUACAUUAUGCAGGGACAUUCAGAUCCCUUGGUACAAGCUGAAGCUACUGGUUGUUUACAACAAGUACAUUUAUUUGCUCCAGGUAGCAUUAGUCUACCCACUUUAGUACCCACACUUGUUAAGAAUUUAUCUAGCAAUUAUUUGACGCAACGAAAAGCAGCUGUUUCAUGUCUUCGUCAACUGGCUCACCGUGAAGCUAAAGAGGUUUGCGAUCUAGCAUUAUCGAUUAAACCCGAUGACUGUCCCAAACUAGUUGUUACUGAAUUUGGUCUUCCUGGCAUUCUAUUUGCCAUGUUGGAUUCUGAAACUGACAUAGAAAUGCUUAAAAAUAUACAUGACACUUUAAUGUCCAUGCUGCAGUUGAUGGCUGCAGAAAGCUUAAGCACCUGGUUGAGUCUAUGCAAAAAUGUUUUAACGGUUGCCGUAGAAAAUUCUCCUCUACCAGAUGAUGUUGCUUUAACCUCCAAAAGCGAUGCUGCGAAGACGGGCUCGGCGGCAAGCGCAACAGCAUCCCAUAAUUUGGCCAAUAAUGAUGAGGAUGAUGAUGAUGAAGAAGAUGAUGCUGAUGAUGUUACCGAAUAUCAUGCCACAGAGAACUCUUCCACCCAUCCAGCCAUUCAACCGCGCUGGACAACCCGUGUAUUUGCCGCCCAAUCUGUAAGAAAAAUUAUGUCGGCUUGUGAAUCCGACACUCCCAUACAUUUCGACUUGCUGCAGGCCAAAGAAAUGCAAAUGACUAAGUCUAGUGGCGACUAUCUCAUACUCCAUCUCUCAGAGCUUAUACGUAUGUCAUUUAUUGCUGCUACUUCGGACUCAGAUCAGCUACGUUUAGAAGGCUUAAGAACUUUACAAGAAAUAAUCGAUCGCUUCGCAAAUGUGCCAGAACCCGAAUUUCCAGGACAUUUGUUAUUGGAACAAUUUCAGGCUCAGGUGGGCGCUGCUUUAAGGCCAGCUUUUGCUCCAGAUACUCCUUCACAUGUUACGGCUGCUGCCUGUGAAGUUUGUUCAGCUUGGAUUGGUUCCGGUGUGGCUCGUGAUCUAAAUGAUUUACGUCGUGUGCAUCAGUUAUUAGUAUCGUCUUUAAACAAACUACAUACGAAAACAAAUAGCACCCAAUUAUUCAACGAAUCUAUGACCACUCUAGAGAAGCUGAGUAUAUUAAAGGCUUGGGCUGAAGUUUAUAUUGUUGCCAUGAUAACUAACAAUACUGCACCGGCUUCAUUGUUAAGAAAACAACUGACCGCCUCUAAUUUGAUACCAUCACUUACUGCGGCAAUGGAAAUGGAUGACGACGAAACAACUGGAGCUGACUAUGGCAAUGAUAGAAAUUGCGAAAGUCUUUUGUCAUUGGUUAAGCCGGAAUUAGAUAACCUCUCCACUCACUGGUUAGCAGCUAUGAAGGAUCAUGCUUUACUGUUAUUGCCAGCCGAAUUCCAAAGUCAAUUGCCGCACGAUGGGGGCGCUUUCUAUACUCCCGACACUAUUAACUCUUCAAAACCACAUUAUUUAGCUUCAUGGCCUCCCAUUUUAUAUGCUGCUUCUUUGUGGCUCAAGGAUGAGGGCUUCCAAUUACAUCUGGAAUCUUCAAGUCAAACAGAUGCUGAAGCAAAUAAUCUGGAUAAUACCUCUUUGGAAGCUAAUAACAAUAUUUCACAUGGCUCACUAUCGGCUGAUCGUUUCCAUAUGAUUUUUGGUCUGUGUAUGGAAGCCUUGUGUAGCGCCAGAACAUCAGAAAAACCCAAAAAUGUGAUAAGUUGUUUACAGUCUAUGUACACGAUUUUCGACUCAAAGUGGGCGCGUCAACAGUUGGUUAAAGAUAAGGUCUUAACAAUUGAGUUGUGCAAUGUUUUGCAUCGACAAAUAUUGACCAGUGAUGACUUGUUUGUUCAGCUACUGUGCAUAGAAAUACUUAAACAAUCUGUUCAAGCUUCCAAAGAACAACUUACAGAAUUACGUGAUGAGUAUUUGGAGAAAAAUAAAAAUAUAGAAAAUGCUGAUAAUAUUUCAUUGCAAGAGCAAAUCGAUCAAAUGGGUGAGGGUGGUGAUUCAGGAGAAAUAACUCCAGGCUCAUCGCAUAUUUACGCCAUAUUGGAGGUGUGUUUAUGUUUAUUUGUACGUCAAAUUCCCACCAUGAAUCCCGGGGCUGCUAAUACCGUACAAUUCCGUCAAGAUUUGAUAGCCAAAACGGCUUUAUCUUCGCAAUCAUUCUUUAAUAAGCUAGCAGAGGAUAAUGGCAGAUUAGUGGCCAGUGCUUUGGAAUGCGUAGAGGAAUUAACUACUCUGUGUUCCCCCAAAGGCGCAUUGGCUAUUUUACCUACCAUUCUAUAUAUGACAACUUCCAUUAUAAAGGAAAUAGCUAAUAAAUCCUUCAUUGACUCGACUAUUUUGGCCAAUACGGUGGCCAUACAAGCAGCUUUACAUGCUCUUGAAUCUAUAUGCAAAGAUAAAUGGUCUAAACAUCCUUCGGUAGCUAGCGAAUGGCAAGAGCUGCUACAAAGCUCUUUGGCUACUAUAGUGGAUCUAACGAAAACGGCAGGCAACAAUGAGGAGAGGAAAAUGGAUGAAGUAACUAUGCUGAGAGCUAUAGCUGUCUUUAUACUACACACUCCUCCCACAGUAGUGUCAACACCAUCCUUACAAUAUCCCUGUAUAAAUCACUUCCGUCAAUAUUUGCAAUCCGACAAUAUGUCCGUCAAACUCAAGUGUAUACAAACGGCUCGUUUGAUAUUUUCACAAUCGGAAUUAAAGGUAUCGACACCUUAUAUACAUGCAUUGGCACCGCGUAUUAUUGAGGGUCUAUAUAUGGAAAGCGCUAAGCAGCCGCGCACCGAUUUAGAAUUGCAAAUUGUUUUGGAAAGCAUUGUGACUGUAGAAGCUCUAAUUGAAUUAGCUGAACCACAAAAUCGAAAUCUUAUGCAAGGCAUACAAAUGUUAACACUACUGGUACCAGUGCUAAUAAACUAUUUGGCCGAUCCUUCGAAAUUGCGUAAUCUACCUAAAUAUCAGCGUCAAUUACACGAACAGGCAUUACAAUGGCUUAUGAAAAUCGGUCCUAAAUAUCCACAGGAAUUCAAGUCUUUGAUGGGUCAAUCUCCAGAAUUACGUCAGAAAUUGGAAGCGGCAGUGCGUUGUCAGCAACAAUCGGUCGCUAUAGCUAAUCGUGUGCAAACGGCCCAGUCUCGCAGUGGUCUCGAUAAACAACAGAAACCCACUAUAAAACUGAAAACUGAUUUUAGUAAUUUCCAAUAAAUUUUCAAAAAAAAUUUCAAACUUUGCAUGGCGAGGUUUUGAUAAAAAAUUUUAAUUAGCAUUGUUUAAAUACAUACAUAAUUUACUAAAACUAACAAUAAGUAUAGAAUAAUAUAAUAUAAUAAUUACAUAAAUACACAUCUCUAUAUACAUAAAAUAUAAAUAAAUACUACAUAGUGUAUUUAUAUACAUAUAAUCGUCUUGUUGUUUUUGCUUACAAUAAGAACUAUGUAAAACGGCUAUUUAUUAUAUAUUUUUUAUUUGUUUUAAUUUGCAACUACAACUAAAUACUGAAAUCUUAUUGUAUUCAGUUUUUAGUAAACUUUUAAAGAAAUCAAUUAUGUAUGAAGUGUAUCGCGUAUCUAUUAUAACAACUGUUACAUGUUAAAUAAUCUACUUAUAAAAAUAUAAAAAGAUUUUGUCAUUAACCAA